AUGAACCCGCUGCCCGCCGCUGCAUUGCCUCGUCCACAGAGCAGUGCUGGCAGUGUUGGCAAUACUGCUCCCACAAGUACAGCCGCCAGCCCCACCGGUGUCAAAGGGAAACGCAGCAGGAAGAGAGAGAGUUCGAGCGCGAGUGAGCAGGAUGAAUAUGAGGGCAGUUUUGGGGAUAAGAGGAGACAACCCGGAGUGAAGAGGGCGUGUAAUGAAUGCCGGCAGCAGAAGCUACGGUGCGACGUUGUUACGGAACCGUUGUACACGACAUGCACACGAUGUCAGCGCCUAAACCUGGAGUGCAAGAUCGAGUCCAACUUCAAAAGAGUAGGAAAGCGGAGCAAAAAUGCAGAGAUGGAGCGAGAAAUCGUGGAGUUGAGAAGGCAGCUAGGCCUCCAACAGACCUCACCACCUACGACUGGACCUACGAUCAAGGCUGCAUUGAGUACUUCUGUUAGCCCUACUAUAUCCCACCUACCUGCACAUCUGGAUCAGUAUAUGGGCUCCGAGGAGGCUGUGGCAUCUUUGAUGGACUUGAGAUCUGGACUUGAGGGUGGAUCCUUUUUAAGGAGUCCAAAUGCCCAGCUGCUGCUUACCAGACGGAUUGGGGAUAUUGUUCUUACCCACGACCAGGUGCAGGAAUUGUUCCAGUACUUCUUUACGUUCCACCAUCCUUUUAUACCCUUCCUCGAUCCAACAAGGCCCCCAGACGAAUACCACCAAUCAUCCCCUUUGCUAUUCUGGGUCAUCGUCAGCGUAGCGACUCGUCGAUACGACCUCUCUCUUCUGACGGCGUUGGCUGGUCCACUAUCUGAACUACUUUGGAAGACGCUUGCAGAAGUUCCCCAAAACUACAUUGUUGUGAAAGCAUUAUGUAUUCUCUGCACGUGGCCUCUACCAAUAAGCAGCACUUCUUCAGACCCGACAUUCAUGCUCUCCGGAUUGAUGAUGCAAAUCGCAAUGCAGAUUGGCCUGCACCGACCCUCUCAUGCCCAAGACUUUACCAAAUUCAAGGUUGAAUUGCGGGAAGAGGAGUUAAGGGAUCGUGUACGGACAUGGGCUACUUGCAAUGCUGUCGCACAGCGAGUCGCUACUGGCUACGGUCAACCUCCAACAACGUUCUUUGACUGGACGCUUGCUCCUUCAGGGGCACACGAACCUAGCUUUAGACUUUCUGAUGACGUCUAUGGACGAUUGUUGAUUGAAACGUUUAGCAACAAAGUUACAAAGGCGCUGUACAGCAAUCGUUUAGACCCUGUAGGGUUGGUCAGUGACAACGAGCGAUGGACGCAUACCACUUUCCUUGCUAGAGAUUACGAGGAUCUGGAGCAAAAGCUGCAGCUUCAUGGUUCUUUCUCUACAGUCUAUCUCCGCGCCGCCAACCUUCAUCUCCGUCUCUCAGCCUUCUUCGACUCCCCAUCCUCAAACGGUUACCACAUGGACCUCUUCGCCUUGUGGCGCUCGACGACCUUGUUCCUUGAAGCGGCCUUCAACGUCAACACAGCCGCGGGCAACGUACUCAUUUACUCUACCAAUUACAUCCUCCAAAUGAUUAUUGCCGGUGGCUUCUCGCUGUUGAAGCUAAUGAACAGCUUCUUCGCCAGUCACGUCGACAUCGAAUACGGCAGAAACUUAUUCAACCGCACCAUUCAAGCAAUCCGAUCCAUCAGUGUUUUCCCAAAUGAUCUGCCAAACAGAUUAGCUGAGGUCUUGGCACAGCUCUGGAGAAGCAGCGGAGCUGGCUCGAGACGAGCGGUCGCGACCAAUGACAGCACUGACAGCUCAUUGCAACUCAAAGUCAAAUGCCGUAUGAGCAUGAGCCUGGUUUUCGACUCCGUCUGGCGAUGGCGGGAGGAAUUCCAAGCCCAAGGUCGCGGUAACCUCGAAUCCGCGCUCAGAAACCCAACCAAUCCCGACUCCGCCGUCGAAUCCUCCGCCACCUCCCUCGCAGACAACGGUCUCGCCCCCUCAGCCCUGGUCGGCGGUACCCUCACCCCUUCGGAUGGCUUCGGUGGGGAAUCCAAUUACGAGGUCUUUGACCCCUUGAAUUGGAUGUUGGAUGGGCUUGUAGACCUUCCAUAUGACCUUCCAAUGGGCCCGGACUUGGAGGUUCAGGGCUUGACGUAG
Letharia columbiana is the source of this 2127-nucleotide messenger RNA. RefSeq lists its product as uncharacterized. Bases 1 to 2127 code for a protein of 708 amino acids. The record is from RefSeq and is a predicted model, not a curated record. Gene Ontology annotation, biological process: DNA-templated transcription; regulation of DNA-templated transcription. Gene Ontology annotation, molecular function: transcription cis-regulatory region binding; zinc ion binding; DNA-binding transcription factor activity, RNA polymerase II-specific. Lineage: Eukaryota; Fungi; Ascomycota; Lecanoromycetes; Lecanorales; Parmeliaceae. The transcript is spliced from 6 exons. Gene Ontology annotation, cellular component: nucleus.